Lachnellula hyalina is the source of this 1512-nucleotide messenger RNA. RefSeq names its product NAD/NADP-dependent betaine aldehyde dehydrogenase. NCBI's taxonomy places the organism in Eukaryota, Fungi, Ascomycota, Leotiomycetes, Helotiales, Lachnaceae. Bases 1 to 1512 code for a protein of 503 amino acids. The transcript has 2 exons. Gene Ontology annotation, molecular function: aldehyde dehydrogenase (NAD+) activity. The record is from RefSeq and is a predicted model, not a curated record.
AUGUCAACUCUCCUCCACCAGCCCAACUGGGUUAAUGGCGCCUACCAAUCGGCUUCAGAAGAGCGGAUCCACGUUAUCAACCCCGCAACCGAAUCUGCAAUCGCAACAAUAGACUCUACGCCGCUUCAGACGGUCAACUCUAUCAUCUCAUCCUCGUUGGACAAUUUCUCGAGUGGCAUCUGGAGCAAGGUGGAUGCCUCAACUCGGUUCAAUGUUCUAUCCAAAGCCGCAACUCUGCUCCGUUUGCGUCUUCCCGAGUUCAUCGAUCUAGAAACUCAACAAACAGGUCGGCCCAUCCGUGAGAUGAAAGCGCAGCUCUCUCGAGUCCCAGAAUGGCUAGAAUACUUUGCCUCAUUGGCACGAACCCACGAAGGACGCGUAACCCCUUUUAAAGGGCCCGUGGUAAACACCCUCAUACGUCUACCUUUGGGGGUUGUCGUUCAAAUAACCCCUUGGAAUCACCCACUCUUGAUAGCGACGAAGAAGAUCGCCGCCGCACUCGCAGCCGGAAACUCUGUUAUUGUCAAACCAUCGGAAUCUGCUCCGUUGUCUGUGCUAAAGAUGGGCCAGCUAUUUCAAGAAGCGGGCUUGCCUGAUGGGACUUUGCAAAUUGUGUCUGGGUACGGGCGAGAGACAGGCAAAUUCCUCUGCGAGUCUUCACUGAUUUCCAAGAUUGAUCUAACGGGUGGCUUGGCGACUUAUGCUGCAAUCGCGCCAACUGCAAGCAAACAUCUCAUUCCAAUCAUAGCUGAGUUGGGAGGUAAAGCGCCAGUGUGCAUGUUCCCCAGUAUAUCGGUUGAGAAGGGGGUGAAGGCGGCUUUGUUUGCCAGUUUUAUUGCAAGUGGGCAGACUUGCGUGACCGGCAGUCGGCUGCUGAUACACUCUGAUAUAUAUGAUGAGUUUGUCGACUUACUAGUACGGAGGACGAAGAACCUGAGGGUUGGUGCUCCAACCGAUGAGAAGACUCAAAUUGGUGCUGUUAUCUCACGUGCAAGCGUAGAGAGAUGCUCAGCGUUUGUCUCACAAUCAAUCGAUGAGGGCGGCAAAGUUCUCUGCGGCGGGAGCCCCACCAGCGUAGACGGCAAGGGGUAUUUCUUCCAGCCAACUCUGGUUGAGACGAAAGCCUCGAGCAAUCUUGCAUGCAAUGAAGUUUUUGGCCCUGUCAUAGCUCUUGUCAGAUGUGAAUCUGAAGAGGAGAUAGUCAAGGUUGCCAAUGCAACUUCUUUUGCGUUGGGCGCAUCGGUGUGGACGAAUGACUUCAGCCAGGCACAUCGUGUAGCUGAAAACAUAGACUCUGGCAUAGUCUGGAUCAAUGGACACCAUCUAAACGAUCCCUCCUCUCCCUGGGGCGGAUUCAAGGAGAGUGGGUUGGGUAAAGAGAAUGGUAUUGAAGCUUUUGAGAGCUAUACGAAAGUGAAGAGUACAAUCAUCAACUAUGGACAAGAGCCGACGUGGUUCGAUGAUGAGGUGGAAAAUGCACGUCCUCGUCUAUCGCCAAACACAAAUCAGUGA